Xenopus laevis (African clawed frog) is the source of this 3561-nucleotide messenger RNA. It is a transcript of the gene tlr22.S, whose product is annotated as toll-like receptor 22 S homeolog. The record is from RefSeq and is a predicted model, not a curated record. The transcript has 2 exons. Bases 1 to 3255 code for a protein of 1084 amino acids. NCBI's taxonomy places the organism in Eukaryota, Metazoa, Chordata, Amphibia, Anura, Pipidae.
AUGGAGAAAACCCAGUAUCUGACCUGGUGCCCGGUGUUGCUGAACCCCAUCUUCUUUCUCCAUCAUCUUCUUUCUCCAUAUUCUGUGCAGCGUGGGACGCCAAAGGAUUCCUGCACCUGGCCAAUGCAUCUUCAGCAAAGUUCAGUAGUUCAGUUCAUUAGCUACUUCAGUAACCUCAGUAAGGAAGCUCCAUAUUGGCGAAUGCACAGUUGGAGCAUUUCUCUGGUUCGCUACAAAUGCGCAUGCGCCGAAAGUGACGUAAAUUUCCAAAAGCAGGAAGAAGACCCGAAGAUUAACGAAGCAGAUAAAAUGAGCUUGGGUGCGCUGACUCUGCAACAAGAGAAAUAUUUGUGGCAGUUGUUUGGCUUCCACACAAUAGUCCUCCUAGUAGCACCGUGUGUAUCUAUAGCUAAUUGUAUCAUUUGGCUGAAGCUGCAGUUUAAGAUGUGGUUUCCAUUAUUAAAUUGCCUUGUGCUGUUUCAUUUGGUUACAAGGGGCGGCUCAUAUGCAAUUAAAGGCUGUGAAGUUCACAGGCAGUACAAUCUGAAGGUUCUCUGCUACAAUAGGAAUUUAUCCAAGGUCCCACCACAGCUUCCAGUGCUCACCUUCAUGCUCGACCUUUCCCAGAAUAAUAUCAAGUCCAUAAAUCAAGCAGACUUCCAUAAUCUUACUAUCCUUCAAAAACUGAACAUUUCUGACAACUGUAUCCAAUAUAUAGAGAAUGGUACCUUUAGCAAAAUGGCUGCUCUGGAGCUUCUCAACCUUACGAGAAACAGGAUUGGCUCUCUGUCAAGUCACACAUUCAAAGGAUUGCAAAACCUAAGCACUCUUUUACUGGAUAAUAACAAUAUUGUUACCAUAGAGUCCAAGGCUUUUUCACAUUUGUUCAACCUUAAAACCCUCAGUCUUUCCUUCAACAGUUUGUACCAACUGAAGUCUCUAAACCCGGUUUUUCAAAUCAGGACCCUCAGGGAGAUAAAUAUAGCAAACUGUAGCCUACAAACAUUUUCCACUGAGGACAUAGUAAAUGUUUCUGCCUCCCUUCAAUCAAUUGAUGCAUCCAGAAAUCCAUUUUCAGUUAUCAGUUUCACAACCAAUAUCUUACAGAACCUUACUACCCUGGAUAUAUCUUUCACUCAGCGGCCCAUUUUAUGGUAUGUUAAAGAACCUUGCUUCUUGAGGGGGCUGAAGAAGUUAAAUAUUAAAGGGAAUACUAUAAAACCAUCAGCUAUAAUGGAUAUAAUUAAAAAUCUAUCAUGUAGCUCUCUUGAAGAACUGAACCUAGGUUACUUAAACCUAACAGACUCUGAUAAUCUUAUCCAAGAGCUAUGCCUUAGAAACCCAGAGCUUCAAAUACUCAAACUUAUGGGUAACUGGUAUACAGAAUUUAAAAACAAUACAUUUCAAAACUGCAGUUUUGUGAAAGUGUUAGAUUUAGCUCACAAUAGAGUGCAUCAUGCACCUGGGUCUACUUUUCAGCAUCUUACCUCUAUCAGAGAGCUGUCUCUAGCCAAUAAUUCACUAGAUGCUCUACCUGGUGAUCUUCCUUUGAUGACCUCCUUGCAAAAGCUGAACCUCAGUUACAACCAUCUAAAUGAGGUCACUUUAAAUAAGUCUAACAGCACUUUAAAGGAACUUGACUUAUCUGGAAAUAAAAUGACAUUUUUUACUGCCUCAGCACAAGGAAACUGGAGUCUCCAAGACUUGAAUCUGAGAGAAAAUUAUCUUUUAGAUAUUACUCAUUCUUUUGCAUCUAGUUUAUCCAUGCUGCAGAGGCUCACACUCAGUAAGAAUAAAUUAAGCUCUCUUUCAAUCCAUACUUUUGAGUAUUUAACCCUUCUAAAGCAUCUCAAUCUUGCCGACAAUCAGAUAGAGGUGAUAGACCCUGGUGCCUUUUAUGGUCUUGACAACCUGUACACGUUGAUAAUGGGUAGUAACAAGAUAACAAGGAACACACUCCACAAUAUGACUUUCCAAGGUUUGGGAUCGCUUCAUGAGCUACAACUUUUUGGCAACUAUCUUUACUACGAUUCUUCAAAAUUUCUUGAUACUGUACCAUUCUUUCCAUUAAAGUCUUUAAAGAUGAUCACCCUGAACAGUCAAGGUCACAACGGAAUGCAGAAUUUACCUAUCAACUUCUUUGAAGGUCUGGUAGCAUUAGAAAAGAUCCAUGCAGGCCAUUUAGCCUUGUCUAGCAUUGACUCGAGAACAUUUUCAUACACUCCAUGGCUGAAAGAACUUGAUAUCAGUGAAAAUCCCUUCAAGAGUCUUGAUCCAUUUUUGUUAAAAAAUGCUCAAUAUCUCACGGAACUUCAUAUAAGUCAAACUCAUUUGGAAUCACUGGAUUUUCUUAUUCACUCAAAUAUGACCCAUCUAAUGCUUCUCCGUGCAGAAGGUAACCAGCUGAAUUCAUUCACUGCUCAACAACAUGCAGCUUUGCCAUCUCUGAGAUUCUUGGACCUCCGUAACAACCCACUGACAUGCAACUGUGACAAUCAGUGGUUUAUAGACUGGGUAUACAAUGAUACCAAAACCCAAGUCCUUCAUUUCUAUGAGUACACAUGUGCUUAUCCACCAGCUGCAAAGAAUACCAAACUUUCAGCUUUCAAAAUUUCUUCCUGUAGGUUAGACGAUACUUUUAUUUUGUUUCUUACUUCAACCCUGUUCAUCUCUACUUUUUUGAUUUCUGCAACUGUUUGGAAUUUUUGGAGAUGGCACGUGAUUUAUGCCUACUACAUUACCCUUGCUUAUCUCUAUAACAGAAAGUGGCAAGGGAAGAAACGAAAAUGUAAAUAUGAUGCUUUCAUAUCUUACAACUGCCAUGACGAGAAAUGGGUCUUCGGUCAACUUGUUCCUAAUCUAGAAGGGAGAUAUAACUGGAGGCUUUGUCUCCAUCACAGAGACUUUGAACCAGGCAAAGCUAUAGUUGAUAACAUUGUUGAUGGCAUCUACAGCAGCAGGAAAACCAUCUGCGUUAUCAGCAGGCACUAUUUAGAGAGUGAAUGGUGUUCAAAAGAAAUCCAGUUGGCCAGUUUCCGUCUCUUUGAAGAACAUACAGAUGUUCUGAUUCUGUUGUUUCUGGAACAAAUUCCUGAUCACCAGCUUUCCCCCUACCACCAGAUAAGGAAAGUUAUAAAAAAGAAGACGUACUUAAUAUGGCCAAGAGAGAGAAAUGCCACCUGCGUGUUCUGGUAUAGGGUGAGUCAGGCAUUGCAGACUGAAGAAAGAGAAGAGGAUCUAAACUGCCUGCUGUAGGCUCCGUGUCCUAAAAACUGCUGCAUUUACAUAGGACAAAUCAAAGUCUAUUCAACAAUUUUGUUCUGUAUGAGAAAUAUAUUACAGUUGGCUUUAACUACUACUCAAGUACUCAGUCUGUAUUAGAAGUAUUAUACUUUAUGUUUAGUGGUGUACUGUAUAAUUUAUUAUUGCAAUACAUAAAGGUAUUUAACAUAUGCCUAAUCAAUAAGGGUUGUGCUGUCAAACUGCCUUUUAGUUAAAGGGGAACUCCGGCUUCCAAACCAAAAUUUGAUAAACAUGCCCACAUAAGACAGAAACCCCUAA